Planococcus citri (citrus mealybug) is the source of this 2228-nucleotide messenger RNA. Its product is annotated as juvenile hormone esterase-like. Lineage: Eukaryota; Metazoa; Arthropoda; Insecta; Hemiptera; Pseudococcidae. The coding region runs from base 78 to 1754 and encodes 558 amino acids. The record is from RefSeq and is a predicted model, not a curated record. The transcript has 10 exons.
GUCUAAUGGCACAGUGAAACACCACGCUGCUAAUUCUCAGUAUCGGUAUUUUUUUGCCAAGUGAAUCAUUCGUUGCCAUGUAUUCAACGGUCAAUAUUGUAUUUUUUAUAUUAGUCGGUCAUUUUUCACUGUCACAAUGUGUCGUUUACGUGGAUACGCGAUUGGGUACCAUAAAAGGUACCACCAUGUUGAGCAGAGAUGGAAACAAAUUCGACGCUUUUCUGAACGUGCCUUAUGCUAAGCCACCAGUUGGCGAAUUGAGAUUUCAAAACCCAGAACCACCAGAGCCAUGGAAUGGUACUUUGGACGCGACCAAGUAUGGGAAAAAAUGCAUCCAACCGUGGCUAGGAACCAUAGUAGGAAGCGAGGACUGUCUUCAUAUGAAUAUUUACACUCCCAGAACAAAAAAGUCAGAAAACACAACCAAGUUUCCAAUCUGGGUAUUUAUAUUCGGAGGGAAAAAAUUAUUCGGCGAACCAGCUCCUUACAAGUACGGACCUCAGUACAUAAUGGAUAAACCAGUCAUCUUGAUAACCGUAUCUUACAGAUUGGGUCCUUUUGGAUUCUUGAGCACAGAAGACGAUUCAAUCUCGGGUAAUUUUGGAUUAAAAGACGAAGCAGCGGCGCUAAAAUGGAUUCAACAUCACAUCGGUGCUUUUGGCGGCGACCCCAGCAAUGUAACCAUAUCUGGAGGCAGUUCGGGAGCCAUCGACGUCAAUUUUCUACUUUAUUCUCCCUUAUCCAACGGCUUAUUUCACAAAGCCAUCUCACAAAGUGGCCUAGCUCUAAAUUCAGACGCCAUCCAGAAACCGGGCGAAGCUCGAAAAUUAUCCUGGAAACUGGGCAACUUGGUCGGCUGCAACACUAGCACUCUAAGAACAUCGCAGGAGCUGGCCAAAUGUUUAAAAACAAUCCCAGCAACUCAGCUGGAAAAAGCUACUUUCAAACUGACGCACGACUAUAUCCUUCCAUUUAUGCUUUUUGGUCCAGUACUGGAGAAUAAAAGCAAUAAAGGAUCGUUUUUAGUGGAGGAUCCUUGCUUGAGCAUACGAAGACCUAGCAGCAUACCUUGGAUGAUAGGAGGCAUCAAAGACGAAGGAUCUCAGAGAGUCUUAACUUUGUUUUCAAAAAGCUCCAUUAUCGAUCACUUUGAACGGAAUUAUCUAACUCUACUUCCGCAAUAUUUUCGUUACUCGACUUUUGACCGAGCUGCCGAGGUCACGGAGGUAAUUAAAGCUAGAUAUAUCGGAGAACAAAAGUUUAACGAGUCGUUCUACGAAAUAGCCAGCAUAUACGGUUUUGGGAAUUUUCAUUUGGGAACUAUUGAAACAGUUAGCAGAUACAGAGGUCCGGUUUACUUGUAUUUAUACGAUUACGAUAAUAAAUACGCCUAUCUCAAAACCUAUCUGGAAUUAUUGGCCACCAGAACAAAACAUAAACUAGGGGCUGUACAUGGUGAAGAAUUAAUCAGUCUGUAUUACAACCCCCUUUUAUAUCCACCAGUUUUAGAUGGAAAUGAUCGCAUUGUAUCCGAUCAAGUGGUGAAUUUAUGGUAUAAUUUCGUAGCUUAUGGCAACCCUAAUGGAAGAACUGACCACCAACUUUGGAAACCGUCAUCGCCGAAUGGUUUAGAAUAUUUACACAUAAAUAAUCUUACAUUGACCAUGAAACAGAAUUAUUUUCUGGGAGAAGAAUACAGGUUUUGGAAACAAAUCGGAAGUCCAACGUUGUGUAGAACGCUGUCAAAUUUGUAAAAACUCAAUUUAAUGUUCCUCAAGUACAUAUUUCGUACAUACAAAUAUUAAGAAAAUUACAGCAUAUUUGGAAAUAAAGUUUGAUAUUUCUAAAAAAAUCCUCUAUUUUAGUUUCUUUCACGUCGAACAUGUUGCCUAUCCCAUUACACAAGGAUAAACACAACUUGGACAAAACAAAUAAUUCGCAUUUAUUAAUUAAAUAGUAUUUAUUGCAAAUGAUUUAUUCACCUAACAAAAUAUGUAACAAAUAGGAUGAAAAAAUGUAAAGAAAAUAGUUAAAUAAAUUAGAGUAAAUGCACAACUCCCACUCACUAAUACUGUGUGUGCGGUAACCGGCAACAAUCGAUUUUCAAUCGACUGAAAUAAAUACCUACCAAUAUACGAGUGUUAUUAGGUAUUUCCUCGUUACAAUAACAUCAACUUAUUCUGAUAAUGUACUUUACGACUGGAUCUGGAUGCUUCUAGAAGUCAAAA